AACUAUAUAUAUUAUGUUAUCCAGAACAACAAUUAACAUUAUUAGGAGAUCGAUGUGUAGCAAUGCACGUACAUUUUAUUAUGUACGAAAUUCUUUACAAUCAAAUUUCUUGACACACGUUAACAAUACAAAGGAAUACGAUAUACAAAAUCAUUAUAAUUCGUACAUGGUGAAAAGAUUCAAAUCUAAUAGAAGAAAAAGAGCUGACAAUAAAAAAAAAGAUGAGGAUUCAGAUGAAGAAAAAGACGAAUACGAAGAAGAAGCACCUGUUGGAUCAAAAGUACUUACAAUAAAUGUUGCGUCUCUUCGAUUAGAUGCCAUUUCUAAAGCUGGGUUUGGAAUACCGCGCACUAAAAUAGAGGAAGCAUUUUAUGCAAGUAAGCUUCGUGUCAAUGGGAAAAAAGUAUUUAAAAAAUCUACAGAGGUAGAAGUAGGAGAUGAAAUCGAUAUGGUUUUACAUCGAGAUUUGGAUAAUCCUGGGCUUCUAAUUGUAAAUAGAAUUGUGAUACUAUCAAUGAGUCCUUUAUCUAAUUCUAUACGAAUUAAAUUGUCCACUGAUAAAAAAUUAUUAAUUGAAGAUUAUGAAGAACCAUGGUCAGGCGUUUAAUUUUUGUAGCAUAUUAAUGUCAAAUACGGAUUUUUGGAAAGUCCAGUGCAUACUAAUUCCAUAAAAUGACGUACUGGUCCUGAUUUAGGGCACCAUUCUUUCAAGUGACGUUCCAUAAAGACAUGUUCUGAAAAAUGAACAUUCUGCUCCUCUUCCAUAUCUGGAAUGAUAUGAUAUAAAUGAAUUAUGAUAUAUAUGAAC
Molecule: messenger RNA, 808 nt
Organism: Camponotus floridanus (Florida carpenter ant)
Lineage: Eukaryota; Metazoa; Arthropoda; Insecta; Hymenoptera; Formicidae
Exons: 5
Coding region: 14-607 (197 amino acids)
Molecular function (GO): RNA binding
Source: RefSeq, a predicted model, not a curated record